This is a messenger RNA of Pelobates cultripes (western spadefoot toad), 28674 nucleotides long. NCBI's taxonomy places the organism in Eukaryota, Metazoa, Chordata, Amphibia, Anura, Pelobatidae. The record is from the annotation of a GenBank genome assembly.
GCUUAGGCGCUGCCCACAAGACGCUCCAAACAUCAGACUCGCUUGCCCUCAGUAGCCAUGCCCAGCGGCGUAUUCUAUUGUAGGCAGAGUGUGAGAUGUCCCUUGUUGGUCUGAUGCACCUUCCCUGGCUGGCCCUGGCUUUAUAAAUCAUACCGGCGACAUAGAAUCUCACCCCAGCCCAUGGCUGCCUACUGAGCAUUAUUAUUUAGAGCUAUACAUGAAGGAGAUUAUCUGCUCUGCUGUUAUCCCAUCCUCCAUCAUCUGAGCUUUGUUAUCUGUCACCAGCUGCCGCUCACAGGGUCUCAGGGGGGGUCUCAGAGGGUCUCAGGGGCUAAAUCUGAUCCCUUUGUUGGCUGAAAAUGGAGGAUAUCUCUUUGAUGACAUUCUGCAGCUGGAGUAUGGACACAAAUGUGGCGACUGAGCUCUCUCUGCAGGUAAAUCUCUGCACCCAUUAUCACACCACGUCCAGAUUGGGGGGAUUAUUAAUUAUGUUAGAUAAAAUGGAGAGGCUGCACAAUUUCAUAAUGCUUUCAUGGAGUGCAUUAUUUAUUUUAAUUUAUAAAGGAUUUUAUUUUUAGGAAGAAUGCAUAUUAAAUUUAAAAAAUGUGAUAUAUGUUUGCGUAAAAGAUAUAUAUGUGUGAGAAUUUUAGUUUCUAUAGAAAUUGUUCUUUAAUUUAUGAUUACGGGAAAUUAUUUUCAAUGUGAAAACUCAGUGAUUGCACAAUAUCAGAUGUUUGAAAUAUCUGAUGUGGUGGUGGUGAUGGAUAGAUCCUUGCAAAGAUCCAGCACUCAACUUCCUUUCUCAAUAACUUUGCUUCAAGCCCACAAACUCUCACUGGACUUCUAAGUAUAUACUGUAUAACAUAGUCUUUAUUCUCUACAUAAAAACAUAGUGACUUUAACAAAAUAUCAACGUUUCAGUCCCCAGUUCACUAAGAAAAAUCUGCUUAAAGGGACACUCCAGGCACCCAGACCAUUUCUGCCCAUUGGAGUGGUCUGGGUGCCAACUCCCACUACCCUUAACCCUGCAAGUGUAAUUAUUGCAGUUUUCAUAAACUGCAAUAUUUACCUUGCAGGGUUAGGUCCUCCUCUAGUGGCUGUCUACUAGACAGCAACUAGAGGACACUUCCGUGUUCAUAUAACACGAAAAGUGUGUUAUAACGACGCUGGCUGUCCUCACGCUAUGUGAGGACCUCCAGCGUCACCGAAAUCACCAUAGGAAAGCAUUCAAUGCUUUCCUGUAGGGAGGUCUAAUGCGCGUGCUUGCGCAGUAGGUCUCAUCCGACGGAGCCUGACCCAGCACCGAGGGACAUUGGUGCUGGACUCCGGUAAGUCACUGAAGGGGUGACUAGAGGGUCCUGCAGUGCCAGGAAAACAGAUAUGUUUUCCUGGAACUGGAGAGUCCCUUUAAGUAAAACCCACUAAAUACAAAAAUGUCUGACACGCCAAUAGGCAUGUCAAACAAAAAUAAGUCCUUAUAAACUAAAGAAAAAAAUAUAGUUUAAUGAGAUAUAAAGCAAGGAAUAUAAAAUACUUUUAGUAUAUAUUAUAUUUAGUAUAUAUUGAUAGGUUGAAUAUUUUCCCCUCUAGUAUUCUAGCCUAUUUUAUUGGUGUGUCUGUGUCCCUUUUAUUCUUGUAUUUAGUGUGUUACCCCAUAUGUAAAUCCCUGAACACAACAAAUUAUUUUUCCGAUUGGAGAGCACUUUUUAGUAUUCUUAAAGGACCACUAUAGUACCAGGAAAACAAACUAGUUUUCCUGGCACUAUAGUGCCCUGAGGGUGCCCCCACCCUCAGGGUCCCGCUCCCGUGGCGCUGAAGGGGGAGGAAGGGGUUAAUCCUUUAACUUUUUCCCGGCGCUGGGACUCUUCUCCCUCUUCUGAAGUCCCUGGCUGAAUGCGCAUGCGCGGCAAGAGCUGCGCGCACAUUCAACCAGUCUCAUAGGAAAGCAUUCUCAAUACUUUCCUAUGGACGCUGGCGUCUUCUCACUGUGAAAAUCACAGUGAGAAGCGCGGAAGCGCCUCUAGCGGCUGUCAAUGAGACAGCCACUAGAGGCUGGAUUAACCCAUAGGUAAACAUAGUUUCUCUGAAACGGCUAUGUUUACAGCAAAAAGGGUUAAACCUAGCUGGACCUGGCACCCAGACCACUUAAUUAAGCUGAAGUGGUCUGGGUGCCUAUAGUGGUCCUUUAAGUAGAACAUUUGUCUUUUUGAAAAGUCCUUAUGGACUGAAACAUCUAUAUUUUGUUUGUUACUAUGUUUAUAUGUAUAUAAUAAAGACUACAUUAUAUAUACUUACUUACAAGUCCAGUGAAUGCUCUCUUUUUUGCAACAUUGUUUGUGGGCUGGUUCUUUGCAACAAUAUCUAUCAUCACAACUCCAAAUAUUUUAAACAUCUGAUAUUGCACAACCUCAUGUAAUGAGGUUUCAUGUUAAAAAUGAUUUCCAGUAAUCAUAACAGAAGUUAAGGAACAACUUCUAUAGAAACUGUACAAUUCUAAAUAAAUUUCUAUUGCAAAUUAUACUCACCGGUCCAAGAUCAAUAUGUUUUAAUAUUUGAUUUGAAAUAUUUAUGUAUUGGAAUAUGAACCGUAAGAAUGUCAGAUCUGUAUAAUAUUGCAAGAUUGCCAUAUAGUGUUUGACUGAACAGUUCUUUUUAUCAUAGUGUUUUUCAUUAGUGAUUAUGAUGUGGAUUUUAGAACUGUUGUUGGCUGUUUUCCAUUGAUCAUCACCUAUGGCUUAUCUCUUCCUUCAGCUGACAGGAUAUGAUUAAUUAAAUGGUUAUGAAUACAAAGCUGUAUUCCUAACACUGCAGUGUCCCUGUGCCUCCACAGCCCUCCUGGCCACGAAAGAGUUAAAUAAUCUUUUAACCACUACCUGACUCCAGCUUCGUAGUCCUCUGACAUAAGAGCUGGUUCUGACUCAUCUGAAGUCAGCCCGAUGGGUAACCUAAUGUGCAUGCAGUGUGUGCCGCAGGUCUUCCCCUUAGGAAAACAUUGACAGUGUUUUCUUGUGGGGUUUUGAAUGCUGGAUGUCCUCAUACAAAGUCUGAGAAUGUUCAGUGUGGUUUCACAGAGUUAAACUCUGAGAGACAGUGAUUAGAGGCAGUGUUAAAGGGACACACCAGGCACCCAGACCACUUCUGCCCAUUGGAGUGGUCUGGGUGCCAACUCCCACUACCCUUAACCCUGCAAGUGUAAUUGUUGCAGUCUUCAUAGACAGCCACUAGAGGACAUAGAACACGAAAAGUGUGUUAUAACGACGCUGGACAUCCUCACGCUAUGUGAAGACCUCCAGCGUUGCCGAAAUCCCCAUUGGAAAGCAUUGAAAUCACUAUUCAGUGCUUUCCUAUGGGGAGGUCUAAUGGGCAUGCGCGGACACAGGCACAGGUAAGUCACUGAAGGGGUAUUAACCCUUUCAGCAACCUGGGAUGGGGGGGUGGGAUGGAGAGGGGACCUGCAGUGCCAGGAUUGUUUUCCUGGCACUGGAGAGUCCCUUUAAUCUAGGAAGUGUGUGUGAGACAGUAUCACACUGUCUUUUUUGCUUAUGUUUAUUUUUGUUUAUAUAACCAGAGUUAUUUGUACUGAGAAUUAAAAGUGAAUUUAAAAUUUAAGGUCAAAUACCCUUUAACCCUGAACUUUCUUAAACUGCAAUGUGUUCAGCUGCAGCGAUAAGGGGAAUGGAACAGUGCAUUGAGAGACCUUCAUUGAGAUAAAGUGGUCUAUCCCCCAUGCACUGUAACCCCACUACAGACUCUAUCCCUCCCAUUUUAGUCUCUAAGUCCCCACCACAGCUACUAUUCCCCACACUACAGCACCUUCUAUACCUCAACAAAUGCACACUACAGCCCGAAUUUCCACACAUACACUUUGCAGCUCCAAUAUUAUUCCAAAAUAAUACUAAAGCCUAUAUACCCCAAAUGCAACAUACUGCCCAUAUACAACCUACUGCCCUUCUUUCCCUAAACACAAAUUAACUCCUGAUGCUCAACACCACACAUACUACAACCUCUAGCCAUAGCUCUUAUUUACAUGCACACAGGCAAACAGAUUUAACGACACACACAACCCCAAAUCAGCCUCUUGCCCAUACAUGCAACCUUUAAAAGCAGCCUCCCACACAUGUACACAUCCACACAAGCAGCAUCCCACACAUGUACACAACCCCUCAUGCAGCAUCUCCAGAAACCAGCGACACCACAAGUAGCCUAACCUCAAAAAUGCAACACAUCAAGCUUGCAUCCUCACAAAGAUACACUACCACCACCAGCAGCAUCUCCAAACUGUUAAUAAAAACUAGUGACUGGGCACACAAGUCUCAUGAGAGCAGAGACUUGCCAGCCAGAGUGCUCUGAUUGGUUGGCUUACGUGUCUGCUUCUUUCUAUGAGGAGUCUGCUAUGGAGCAUUUUUCUUGAUUUUAAACUGGAUUGUUUAGUAGCUUGCCUUGCUCUUUUCAAAGUCUUACUUUUUUGUGUCACCUCUUUAAUCCUCACAUUUCAGACUCUUUGCACUUGAUGAGGAUUACCUGUGUGUGUGUGUGUGUGUGUGUGUGUAUAUAUAUAUAUAUAUAUAUAUAUAUAUAUAUAUAAUAUAUAUUUUUUAUUUUUUAAUAAUUCUUUAUUUUUCUCAUUUCACAUGUGAUGAAAACAUGUAUGAGUGGAUAACUUGUCAAAGCAUAAUGCAGUAAUAAUUGCCCAGCAUCUUGUAAAUAUAAUGCAAGAGAAGGCAAAGGCUGUUGUGCUUAGUACUUGAGUAUAUAUGUGAGAUGAGGUGGUUUUUUUUGUGUUUUUUUUUUUUUUUGGUAUAGUAGAGUUCCUGUUUGAGUGGGGAUGACCUGUUUUUUUUUUUUUAAAUGCAGAAACGAGGCAGUAGUCUCUUUGCCUCCAAUGUUUUCUUCCCACAGCUGGAACAGUUUUUCUAUUAUUCCUUUAAUCUCCUGGGAACUGCACCCUUCUGCUGUCUCAAGCUUUAACCCCUUAUGGACCAAACUUCUGGAAUAAAAGGGAAUCAUGACAUGUCACACAUGUCAUGUGUCCUUAAGGGGUUAAUAUAUGGCAUGAUUAGAAACCAGUAAAGCCAAAGCCACUGUUUUGCAUUAAUAACUUUAUUCCUGGGAGAAAGAGGGGAAAUCCACUGACUAAAUUAUAGAAUUCUUAAUUAUUUUAAUGUUUAUAGAAAGGAUCCAUUUGAUUAUGGACAAUGAAAUCUUUUACAGAAAUAAAAUGAAAGUAACAUGUCUCCUUACUGCUCUCCCAAGGGAUCCACAGUAUAUAACAUGACUACAUGCCUAAUGCCAUCUCCAACACACUGAGAUCAUUUAACUCAGAAAGUCCCUUGCCUUCUUUAAGCUGUACCUGAAUUUUUUUUUUUCAUGGGAGGCUGCAAACCAUGUCACGUGAUGACAGGUAAAAAAUCUAGAUAUUCAAUUAUUCCUGAUGUGUUGUCUGAGUGCUGUGCCACCCCAAUGGUUAUACUGCCAUGGUUAGCAGUGAAGCUGUAUAGUGGCUGAUGUAGAAUGAAAAAUGGACAUGGUGUUUAUUAGAUGGGUCACUAGAGAUCUUUUCAACUGUAGUUUUGAAUUCAAAAAUUAUAUUGGAAGUUACUGCAAAUUAUCUAAAAAAUAUUUUACUACAGUAAUUUGUUAUAUUGUAUUGACUGGAUUGUUUGCUCUAAAUUUAUUUAUUUUUUAAAUUCUUGUGCAUAAUAUAACAUGACAGCUUGCAAGGCCACAAUAGCUUUAGAGUUAUAAACACAGGCUCAAAAUGUGAGGGACAAGAUGGUACAUUGUUGUCAAUCUUUGUCCCUGUUUUCACUGGUAGAUAAUAAAGGUGUACAAUACUGCAGGCAGAAUAAGAAUAAAUAACCAGUAAUGACAUUGCAGCAUUGUACAUAACGAUAAUAAGCCUUAAAUAGUGGGACUGUGGAUUUUAAUGCAGUUAACUGAACAAGGUUUAGUAGGGUAAGCAGUGUGAAUCUCACGCCCUAAGGAGCGGUAAGAUAGUAAUAGAUAAUGUUGCGUGUUGGCAUGGGGCAACAUAUACCUCUGGGUAUUGCGUAAGGUGGUAAGGAGUACCUUACCUCUGGGUAUUGCGUAAGGAGUUUGGAACCUCUACGAGGGCUAGUGGUGGUGGUGGUUAGAAGUGGAUGGGUCUGAUGGUGAUAUAGUGUUCAUGAGGGGUGGGAAAAAUAGUGUGCCUGGGAGCACUCCGAGGGUUUAAGUUGGAACACAAAAAUGACUGUAAGCUAAGUAAAUAAAGAACUUGUGAAACAUGCAAAGUAUUGGUAUUGUGUAUAAUACGAUCUGCAAAAGUCAUGGUACUGAAGUUGCUGAGACGACAUCUUGUCAGGCUGCUGGUACAAAUGGUGUGACCCUAUCAGGGUCCCAGGUAGUGGAUGUCGUUGUAGGCGCUAUAGCAGACUGCCCUGUGGCACUUGUAGCUAGGCCAAGUUGUUGCAGGAUGUCAGCUCUCUCUGACGCAUCGCAGAGUCUCGUAUCGCUCCUGUAGCCCUGGGUAUGGACAGGCAUCGAGGGGUGCUCCAUUUCUAUGGCACCUUAUGGGUAGUGAGUUCCUGGGUCAGGGGUCUCAUUGACCGUCGCCAGUCCACGGUGGCCUCUAGACAAAUCUGCGAAAAAGGUAAGGCUGUGCUCCUCAAACUAGAGAGGUGGUGUGUUGCGAACUCCUGCCAUGAAGAUUGUUUAGUUUUGGCUCAGCUGGAACCGCAGAACUACAUCUCUGCCUGCCCCUGUCGUGCCAAGUGGUGGCCCUGCAUUUCGGUGACAUCCAUCUAAGACAGUGAUGCCACAGCUGGCACGCCGAGCCCUCUCUGUGGACACGCAGCCAUAGGUCACCGGUAGGGUGCCCAGCGGUGUAUUCACUCCGAGGUUAACAAUGCAUUUGCCUUUGGCGGCACUGCCUUGCUAGCCUCGUGUCCUGAGGGGCUCAAGAGCUUGCCACCUUUGGCCCUCCUUACCCCCUGAGGCCGAAGGCAGCUUCUAUUGCGGGCUUGCGGCGAGGGAGUGCUGUAGCCUGAGCGCUUACUGCUCAGGUCACUCGCAAGCUACUUUGUGAUUCUGGGAGCCGGAAUAUGACGUCAGACCGACUUCUGCCAUCACUAAUCGGUGCGUGAGCAGAGUUCCCGCGUCGCCUACUCUGCCAGUUUGCCCCCUGUCUGCCUAGCAGCACCUGCAGCCCCACUGGACCCCAGGUCAGGAAUCCACUCAAGCUCUCCCACGGAGGUUGGGUGCAGUUAGAUUAAAAUAAAAUAAAAAUAGUAAUUUGUGAGUGGUGGGGGAAGUGUGUGUGUGUGUGUGUGUCUGUGUCUGUCAGUCACUGUGUGUGUGUGUCAGUGUGUAUAAUUGUUGUUAAAUUGCAGUGUUGGCACUUUGAGGAAAGAAAGUUGGUUUGUAUUGCGGUUUGGGCACUCUGGCUCAAAAAUGUUCGCCAUCACUGAUAUAGGAAAAUUGAUUUGGCCUUUUUAGCUGGAAACAAUACAAGAAGCAGUCGGCGUAUAAUGCGAGGGACUUCCGCCGUGUCAAUACUGGCAGGUAGGUAGUGGAUUUUAACAUUUUAAAGCGGCGCUUGUCUUCAAGCACCGUGGCUUGCUUCUGCUUUAGGGCAGCAAUGCAGGUUUCGUGGGCCGCAGGUUUCACCUCCGAUUUGUGGAGAUGCGCUGAGACACCCUUGAUUUCCUCAUGGAACUGCCCAAUAUCUGCCACGAUGUUCCGGCGGAGCACAUCAAGUAGGCUCUGUAGGGUGUACUCUAUUACCGGGGAUUUUCCUGAUGGUGGUGAGUGGGUGGCUUUGCUUGCCUGUCGUGCCUGUAGGGUCACUGGGCCCAGGAGGGACUCCUCACUAGAUGUGCGCGAGGGUUCGUCUGACAUCGGUGCCAUUUUAGGCCUCUGUGAGUUUUGCGGCCACCACAGCAGGUCAACAGUAGGCUUGUACUUCUUUCUCUGAUGCCCAUGUCUGCAGGUAUGGUUGGAGCUCAGAAUGUGCCUGUUAGGAAGGGUUUUUCUCUUUUUUUUUUUUUUCUCAGGUAUGGGUUAUUUCCAUCCGGAGCUCAAAUGUUGAUUAAAACAGGAACUAAAAAACAAGUGCAUAUUGUGGUAGUGUCACUUAUAAAAAUUCUUUAUUAUUGCACUUAUAAAAUCAAAUGGAGAAUACAACUGGCCCAAAUAGCUCACUGGCACUCCCCACCUGAUUCCCAAAGCUGGAUAGACAUUGAAUCGCUCAUUAUGGGACAUGACCUUCCCCAAUUUUUCAUAUGACUAUCCAAGGAACACAGAGCCUUCCUCAAAACAACACACCCAGCUAUACUUAAUUCCAUCAGGAUUUGGGACCAGACCGCUACGAAAUUCUCCCUUAGUAAAUUCUCCUCCCCAAUGACUCCAGUAUUAAGAAACAGUCUUCCCGCUGGGAAUAAGAGCUAAGGAAUUCAGAGGAAUAGCACACACGGGUCUCCAAAGAUGUGUGCAUUUAUACAUUGACAAUGCCAUAGUCGCAUGCGAUAAGCUCAAAGAGCUCUCACCACUUAUCACUAGAGAUUACUUCCGUUAUAUACAAUUACGACAUUUUGCUGCCAAAAAUGAAGUAAAAGCAAUUGCAUCCCAACCUCUUACGUUCUUUGAGAAAAUGUGCUUCCAACAGACACAUCCACAAGGUUUGAUAUCUCUUCUCUACAAUCACCGAAGUGUGGAAUCUGGUGAGUGGGGGGGAUUUCAGAUACACAAACCAGUGGGAAGCUGCUCUGGGAGAGGUAUUAGAGGGCACAUACUGGCAGGAUACAGUGGAGGCUUCUGCACAGUCCCCCAUCUGUGUAACCUUCCAGGAGCAAUCCUUGAAGACCUUUUAGAUGGUACACCACCCCAGUGAAACAAUUUCACUUGAAAAUAAGCUCCUCCGACACAUGCUGGUGCUCCUUUGGCGAAAGAGAUCACUAUCUACACAUGUGGUGGUCAUGCCCCUCAAUCCAAGGAUAUUGGACCAGGGUACUAAAACUCAGCUCUAAAAUAAUGCAAAGGUUUUAAACUAGACCUCUGGGCCUGACUCCUAUCUAAACCAACGGAGGACCUCAACAGACCUGAAAAGAAAUUACUCAAUAUGAUUUACCUAGCAGCUCAUAGAGCCUUAGCUCAGAAAUGGUGGAGUCCUGAGAUACCCACUCUCUCGCUAGUCAUUACCAUGCUUAUGGAUAAUUUAAUCUUGCUUUUCCGUAACUCCAUGAAAACCUUCCAGAAGUUGUGGGACCUGCUCCUGGGGGUCCAUCAACCGCAGGAUAUAUCCAUGCUUCUCUAAAUAAAGAGCUUUGACUUUCCACUGUUCAUAUGAACCACACCAUACACAUUGUUAUACGAUAAUACCUUGGUAACGAACCUGUUGAUGUGCUUAUAUGAAAUUGAAACAGAAGUCACUUAUUGUUCCACUCGUAUUUGUAUACUGUAUAUCACUUUUGACAAGCCAAUUUGGCAAUGAAAGUGUCUUGGUAAAUGUCUUUUCAAAAAUAAAUAAUUAAAAAAAAAAAAAAAAUCAAAUGGAGCAUAUAGCUUUCUUCAGCAGCCAGUGGACCUCCAGAUCUCACUCCAGGAGAAGGGGAAAGAAGCUGGGUACCAGAGAAAGGAUCACUCCAAAUCAAAUAAAACAGAAAAGUUAAUAUAAAUAAAUUAAAAUGUCCUAGAGCUCAAUGCGUUUUUGUCUGAUCGUUCAGAUCUCUACGGAGGAGAGAUACAGUACUUCCCGUUCGGAGAAAAAUGGCUUGUUAGUGUUUGAUGUCUGCAGUCUUUUAAAUACCCCACUCUUGCUAAAAUUGAUCCAAGCUUGUAGGUUCACCCUCGCCAGCGUGCAUUCCAAGCCUCGCUGUGUGAGGGACUUCUGCAUCCGUUGUGCGUUCCACCUUUGUGGAACUUGCGUUCCAGCUAUAUCUGCAAAUAAAAAAUAUAAUGCAGUGAGAUCAGGGCUCUGGAUAACACCGUCCACACCAAGGAACCACAGGGGUUUAAAAAAAAAAACGUAAAAUACAAUAAAUAAUACAGAUAUAAAAAAAUAAUAAUGCAUGCCAGAAUGAUUGAUACAAAUGCUAACACAAGUCAGAAAUAAUGUUUACCAGAAAAGUUAUUAAUACAAAUAUGAUCACAGGAGUUAGAAAAAAAAUAAAACCCCAAAAUCAUUUAAAUAACAAUAAAUAAACAUGAAAAAAAUGAAUAAAAAUGAAGAUGAGAAAACAAAAUAUAUAAUGUACAUAUAUGCAGCAUAAAAUGAUAAACCUAUUAUAUUGAAAUCAACAUUCAAACCCCUAAGUUGCAUUGUCUGGAGUCUGCAUAUCCAGAACCCCUCUUUCCUUCUUAAUUCCAGCGAAAGAUUUCCUCUUUGAUUUCCGUUUAUUCACUUAAUCUGAGUUUGUGAGACAGUAUCACACUAUGUGUUGUUGUUGUUUAUUUUUUUUAUUUUUUUUCUUGCUUAUGUUUAUUUUUGUUUAUAUAACCAGUUAUUCUUGGAAGUGAGAAUUAAAAGUGAAUUUAAAAUUUAAGGUCAAAAUACCUACAUUACAAAAGUUAUGCUUCCCGUUCAACUAUUUUGAUUGACAAUUAGAAUUCUCACUUUAGUGAAUAACUUUUUAUUGUGGAGAGCCUGUGGUACAUUUGUGCCCCCUGAUGGCUGCAUGUGGCACCUGAAAUCUUUUGGCAGCAUGCAAAAGCAGUGAUGCACUCAUAGUGCAGCGUUAGUGGCUUAAGAAACACUCUGUGCACGGUGAUCCCAGCAUGUACUAAGCUAUUUCUAGAUAUCUUAAGUGUGAGACAUUCAAAAUUGGUCUUGCAGAGUCUGGGUUCAGCAUUGAAAUGCUGUGACAAAUUGGCAUAGCACUCUGAUGCCUCGAACUAUGUUGCAUGACAGGAGGCAUUCUUUGCACAUGCCGUGCUCAGCAUGUUUACUGUUUUGUACUGGCUGUUUUUAUUAUCAAGACUUGAAAGCAGUAAUGUGAGAUUGGCUCCUAGCCUCUGUGAUAGCUAAUGGAGCCAAUCACAGUAAUGGCUUUGUCUCACCUGACAUUUAUGAGUACAGAUUGGCUCUACUAUUUUUCUCAUUUAUCUAAAUAAUUGAUGUAAAUAACAGUCAGCAUAAUUCUCGUGUUAUCAACUAUUAAGAGUACAAUUCAAAUUUUAUUGCACAAACCUCCUAAUAACAGUAUUUUUUUCAAACAUAAACUCACAAUGCACUGUUCCAAAUUAUUACGCACAGUACGUUUCAAAACACUUUAUAGGUUGUAAAGAACUGAAAAUUUUAAUUUGUUGUGUUUGCAGCAUAUUUACUGAAAUUAUUGAAAAGAUAUUUCAAUCAAACUUAUAACAACAUUUUAACAAGUCACGUUACAUUUUAACAUAGGACCCCUUAUUUGCUAGCAGCUUCACAAGUCUUGCAUCCAUUGAACUUGUCAGUUUUUGGACAGUUUCUGCUUGAAUUUGUUUGGAAGAUGUCAGAAUAGCCUCCCAGAGCUGCUGUUUGAAUGUAAACUGCCUCCCACCCUCAUAGAUCUUUUGCUUGAGGAUGCUCCAAAGGUUCUCAAUAGGAUUGAGGUCAGGGGAGGAUGGAGGCCACACCAUGACUUUCUCUCCUUUUAUCCUCAUAGCAGCCAUUGAUGCAGAGGUAUUCUUUGGAGCAUGAGAUGGUGCAUUGUAAUGCAUGAAGAUUUUAUUACGCAAAGCAUAGUUCUUCCUUUUGUACCAGGGAAGAAAGUGGUCAGUCAGAAACACCACAUACUUUACAGAGGUCAUCUUUACACCUUCGGGGACACGAAAGGGGCCGACCAGCUGUCUUCCCAUGAUUCCGGCCCAAAACAUGACUCCACCACUGCCUUGCUGACAUCGCAGCCUUGUUGGAACAUGGUGGCCGUCCACCAACCAUCCAUCUGGACCAUCCAGGGUUGCACGACACUCAUCAGUGAACAGGACUGUUUGAAAAUUAGUCUUCAUGUAUUUUUCUGCCCAAUGCAGCUGUUUCUGCUUGUGAGCCUUGGUUAGUGGUGGCCGAAUAGAAGAUUUAUGCACAGUUGCAAGACUCUGGAGGACUCGACACCUUGAUGUCUGUGGGACUCCAGCAGCUUUAAAUAUCUGUUUGCUGCUAUGUUAUGGUAUUUUAGCAGCUGCUCUCUUGAUCCGAUGCAUGGAUCUGGCAGAAAUCUUCCUCAAUGUGCCUUUAUCUGCACGAAUCCGUCUGUGCUCUGAAUCAGCCACAAAUCUCUUACUAGUGCGAUGAUCACGCUUAAGUUUUCGUGAAAUAUCUAAUGUUUUCAUACCUCGUCCAAGGCAUUAAACUAUUUCACUCUUUUCGGCAGCAGAGAGAUCCUUUUUCUUCCCCAUAUUGCAUGAAAAUGGUGCUCUGCUUAAUAAUGUGGAAUACCCUCCUUUAGUAGUUUUUCCUUAAAUUGGGCGCAUCUGACAAUCUAAUUAUCACAGGUGUCCGAGAUUGUUUUCAGUAAUCAAAAGGGCCCUGAGACACAAUGCCAUCCAUGAGUUAAACUGAAAAACAAAAUAUUUAAUCUUUGUGAAUUUGCAUAAUAAUUUGGAGCAGGGCGUAGUAGACACCACUCAGCCAGAAGAAACACGAGUUAGGAUUAAAAUCAAUAUUCGGAUUAAAGCCACCAUUACUACUUUAGUGAUUUGAAGUUCCACCCCUUCCUGUUUAAGACCAACACACACUUUGACACACAUGCCCUCAAUGAUACAUGCACUGACAGAUACAGUCAUUUGCACACACUGUUUAACCAACACACACGUUCACUGACAGACACACACUCUCAGGUACACUAACACACACACACACACACAUACUCACUGACCGAAAGUGAGACACACACACAUAUAUUCACAAACACACAUUAAUUGACAGAAAGACAGGCACACACCACAUUCACAGAUACACUUACAAAUUAUCUUUGGGAGAACUGGAGUGAAUUCUUUCCCUGGGGUCCAGUGCGGCUGCUGGUUGGCGGUCAAUGGAGGCGGCGAGGGAGACAUAAUCUUCUUGUUCUGCUUCAUCGUUAGACUCUUUAGUGAUACCGGGGCUGCAGUGAUGUCAUAUUCUGGCUCCCGGCCAGGGCGCGCGUUGGAGCAAAGCAAGAAGAGCACUGGAAUACAAAUGGCUGCCUGCCGGCUAGCUCUCAGCCCCUCAUUACACAAGGUCAGCAAGGCAUCUGCCAGGCAUUUGGGAACUGUGGUUUUUUUUUGGGGGGGGGUUUUUUUUUUGCUGCCCCUCUGGAAAGUGACACCCAGGGCAAAUGCAUUGUUAGCCUCAAGGUACAGGGAAUCAGGCCUGUAUUUUCCACUUUGUCAUUUCCAAAUGCAGUGUUUUUUGCUCUCAUUUCCCAAUGGAGAGGAGAAAGAGAAACUUUUUUUUUUUUUUUUUCUCAAUGCUGACUGUCAUGUACAAAGGACAGAGUUUACGAUUGAUUGUCAUGGAGUCUAGUUGCAGGAAGUUGUGUGGUCAUCCAUCAUUAAAGGGACACUAUAGUCACCUGAACAACUUUAGUUUAAUGAGGUUGUUCAGGUGAGAACUAUAGCUCCCUGCAGCCUUUCUCAUGUAAACACUGUAUCUUCUGAGAAAAUACAGUGUUUACAUUGAAAGCUAGGAACACCUCCAGUUGCAGUCAUUCAGAGUGAACCAGAGGGACUUCGUAGUUGAUGGAGGCAUAAUAUGCCUCCAUCCACUCAGAUUUGCUGUCAGCAGAGCACACGGCAGCACUGUGCAUAGCAUCCUGUGAUUCAGUGUCUCCUCCCUCUGCAUGCAGACACUGAACUUUCCUCAUAGAGAUUCAUUGAUUCAAUUCAUCUCUAUGAGGAGAUGCUGAUUGGCCAGGGCUGUGUUUAAAUCAUGCUGGCUCUGCCCCUGAUCUGCCUCUUUGUUAGUCUCAGCCAAUCCUAUGGGGAAGCACUGUGAUUGGAUCAGGCUACCACAUGUCAGCAGACUGCUUGUUUUUUCUGAGUCUAACAGCAUGCAGAUUUACAGCUUCUGGCUUGAAUACAGUAAGAUUUUUACUAUACUUAUGGAGGCAUGAGGGGCCCAGGGGGGCUAGAUGGUGGUGUUAACACUAUAGGGUCAGGAAUACGUGUUUGUGUUCCUGACCCUAUAGUGAUCCUUUAAUAUUAUUUUUCACACCUCUCAAAUACAUAUUUGUUAAAUAUAAGUAGACCUAAUAUUAAAAAUCCUUGGAAAUGACUUUACCUAUUUAAUGUGGCCUAUGACCUACUAUCCCAGAAUAUAGAGGUACAUCCAAGUUUGGGCAUAACUCAUUGACACAUGUUUGUUGUUGUCUAUGACCAUUUAAAAAAAAAAAAUAAAAAAAAAAAUAUAUAUAUAUAUAUAUAUAUAUAUAUAUAUAUACAGUAUAUACUCGAGUAUAAGUCUAGUUUUUCAGCACAUUUUUUGUGCUUAAAAACCCCCACUCGACUUAUACUCGAGUCACGGUCUGUAUUAUGGCAACUUAGAGAGCCGCGGCCGUCAGAGCAAUGGCAAUGAUCCGCGUGGCAACCAGACCGCGAGACUUACAGUGGAGCUGACCGGAACGGAGGAGAAGGGAGCUGACAGGAGCUGCAGGAAAGGUAAGUAAAUGCUUCCUGCCGCCCCCCCACUUCACAGCCCAUGCCACUGGACCACCAGGGAUUAAGAUAGCCCCCCUCCCUGACCAGUUAACAAGCAGGGAGGGGGGACAAAAAAAAUUAAAAUAAUAAAAAAAAUAAUAUUAAAAUUAAAAUAAUAAAAAUUCCCUUCCCCCACCUAGUUCACACACACUACACAAACACACACUCUGCAUUAUAUACACACUCUGCAUUAUAUACACACUCUGCAUUAUAUACACACUCUGCAUUAUAUACACACUCUGCAUUAUAUACACACUCUGCAUUAUAUACACAGUGUGUGUGUAUAUAAUGCAGUGUGUGUUUGUAUGAGUGUGUGUGUGUGUGUAUAUAAUGCAGAGUGUGUGUUUGUAUGAGUGUGUGUGUGUAUAUAAUGCAGAUUGUUUGUAUGAGUGUGUGUAUAUAUAAUGCAGAGUGUUUGUUUGUAUGAGUGUGUGUGUAUAUAAUUAUAAAAAUCACAGAAUUUCAUAGCCCCAAGAUUUACCCUCGACUUAUCCACGAGGCAUAGCAUAUUUCACAAUUGUUGGUCACAAAACUGCACUCGACUUAUACAUGAGAUCGACUUAUACACGAGUAUAUAUAUAUAUAUAUAUAUAUAUAUAUAUAUAUAUAUAUAUAUAUAUAUAUGAUUUAAAAAAAAUAAAUAAAAAGUGUGGGCAUAACUGUCUUGCAUCACGGAUUUGCUGGCCCUUAUUUGGUGAAGUUGAGGAUGGUGGGGAGCAGUGUUUGUAUAGGUUGCGUGCUCCUGCCAGCAUCAUGGGGAAAAUUCUGAAAUUCGCCAGUUACAUGCCAGAAUUUAAUUUGAUGAAGCAGGCUGAUGCACAUAGCACAGGGAAAUGGCCGCCAUCUAUAGCUGGGGGAACAUCUACCGUCUUUCCCUGAAAAUAAGACCAGGUCUUAUAUUAAAUUGCACUAGGGCUUAUUUUCGUCUUAUUUCAGGGAAAUACACUAGCAAGCAUGUGCUAGAAAGCAGGUCUACAUUCGGGGGCACUAGGGCAUGGAAUCCUGUGAAAUUUCCCUGACCAUAGAUUAUUUUACUUGCGAAUGGAAUCCCGUGAAUCUGUGUUUGGGGAACAUUCCCCGAACAUAGAUUAGCGAACUAGCGACAAGUGACUAGGGCUUAUUUUAGGGGUAGGGCAUAUAUAACGAGUAUCCACUGAAAAUAAGCUAGGGCUUAUUUUCACAGGAUGUCUUAUUUGCAGGGAAACAUGGUGUUAAGUAUGUGUAGCUGUGUAUGGAAGUGUAAAAUUGUUUGUGUGUAUUGGUUUUCUUUUAAGUGCGAGUGUGUAGCUGUGUUUGUGAUAAGGAUUUGUGUAUGUGCAUGCAUCUUUCCGUUCAAAAUCUGCAGAAUGAGUGUAAAUAUCGUUAACUUGGGGCGGAGCCUGGCAGCCGCAUGGAACGGUCGCACACACUGAGAGCUCCGUGCUAUCUGGCUCCUAAAUAAGAGAUAAAAGUGACUCCGCGACCCAAAACUUAGAUCCCUCGACACCACAAUAUUGGGAGACAUCCCUAGCUCUCAAACCAGUGGUGUGUCCAGCCAUGACCGGUGGGUAACCGCGGAGGAGAGUCAGCGGCCUGUAAGAGGCUUAAUUGCAGCGCACGUGAGGGAGGCGGCUGAUCCCUCCGCCUGCUAUUGAGCACUUACCCGGGAAGACCAUCCUGCACACUCUCUCCCCCCCAGCCAGUGGGGGUUAUCCUGGCAACUUUCAACGGUGUCUCACUAGCGAAGCUCCUGCUACUAUACACUUGGGACUACCCACCCGCCAAGACCAAGAUGGCGGAUGCCUCGUGCAACUCACUGCCUCAUUCUAAGCGACUAAAUAUCGUUAACUCAAACAGACAUCUUCACAUAACCUAUAAAAGAUUUUCUUAAUCAAAGCAGCUCUAUCACUAAAAAAACAAAACUUACUAUAGGGCCAGGAACACAAUCGUAUAUUCCUGAACUUAUAGUGUUACAAACACUAUUUAGCCUCCCGUACAUAUAGUAAUAACACCUUAUUUCCAGCAUCUUCAGUCCCCCCCUUACAUAAUCAGAAUUGAUUGUCGAUUCCGAGGAUCUCAGCAAAGUAGGCAGGCUGGGGCCGGAACAAAAUGCCACCCUGGCCAAUCACCAUUGUUCAUACAAAUGCAUUGAGUCAAUACAUGUCCAUGGGGAAAGUUUAGCGUCUCUGCUCAACGUCAGUACACCACUGCCCCAUGAAGCUCCUGCUAAUGGCCUUCUGAGUGGCGGCCACUAGAGGUGUUCCUAGGCACUAAUAUAAACCCUCGAGGUAAAUAUAAGGUGAACAGCGCUAAUGUCAAAAAUUACAUGAGGUUGGGGGAACACCUUGUUGGUGAAUUGCAGCUUGUAUCCGAGAGCGAGCACUUAUUUCUGUUUUGUUGUUCUAAUGUAAACCCUGCCUUUUCAGCAAAAAGACUGCACUGCAGGGACUGAAUACACAUUAAGCUGUAGUUGUUCUGCUGACUAUAGCUUCUUGAAAACAUUUGUACAAAGAAAUGGCAUAGGAAAUUUCUUGGGAAAACUUCAUAAAAGAAUGAAAUGAAACAAUGCUUUCCAGAUUCAUACUGUAUUCAUAUUUUGUCUUUAGGAUCCACCCCCUCUUAAACGACCCAGAGGAAGACCAAAAGGAAGCAAAAACAAAAAAGCUUCAGGAAAGGUAAGAUUUGUAAAAAAAAAAAAACCAAACAAACAAACAAAAAAACAAACAGCCCGCAAAUCUCAUUGGCUGCCAUUAAACUAAAUGAGUUGAAUUCCCAGUCAAAAGCAAUGGACCAGGCCUUUAAAGUGUAACGUCUCAGGCUCUCUAACUAAGGGUUUUGUAUGAAAGCGCAUCAGUGGCUAGAUCUUAGCUUGCCCUAUUUAUCUUUUGUAUUUGUUUGUGUUUAUUGUAGUCUUUUUCCCCAGUUGUAAAGUACUGCAAAAUAUGUUGCCACUUUAUAAAUGCUAGUAAUGCUAAGAAUAACAAAAGUUACUCGCCCUACAGAUAUGCAUAAGCAGCAUUUUAUUUAUUAUUCACAAUGUGUCUGCAGAAGCAGUGUGUCAGUAUAUUAAUACAUGCAGGGUUCUGCUUGAUUAAGCAUUCCCACCCCUUUCUCUACCAUUUCAGCACUUUUUUCUAGUACUCUCUAUACCAGCGGUUCCCACUUUGCUGACAGCCGGCAGGAGGGUGAGAGGACCCGGGGGGACUCUAACAUGCAGCUCCGCUGGGUUCUCCUCUUGCGAGCUCAGAUCGUUGCCGUGGUUACCACGGGAACGCUCCGAAUCUCGCAAGAGUGAACUCUAGCAGCUCCUGAGGCUGUAGAGUUCACUCUCUCCACUGGGACCACCAGGGCUCCCCACCGGACCACCAGGGAUUGCAGGAAAUGUCCCCCCUCCCAGGCUAAGGUAAGCAGGGCGGGGGGAUAAAAAUUUUAUUUUUAAUACAAAAAAAAAAAAAAAAGUAUAUAUUUUAUUUGCCCUACUACCCCCACAGACCCUACACCAAACAAUAACUCCCCCCCCAUGCACACAAUUGCUCCCCCAUACACACACACACACACACAAACUGCUCCCCACAUACUGUACAACCCCACACAUAAAAUGUGUACACAAACACACAAACUGCCCCACAAAGACACACUACACACACACACACACACACACACACACAAACUACAUCCUUCACAAAAACACUGCACCCCUGUACACACACACACACACACAUAUUGCACCCCUCAAACACACAAACACAAUGCACCCCCUAUCCGGGCAGAACCCAGGCAAGUUGUCAAACUGUUCUUAAACAGUUUUACCACUUACCCUGGGAGGGCACUACUGCACCAUAACAACUACAACGCAAUGUAGUGGUUAUUGUGCCUAGAUUAUUUCUUUAAAUAAUUUACCAGUGCAACUCCCAGGAUUGGGGGCCCAGAACAUGCCGCAGCGCUGUACAUAUAUAUAUAACCUAGAAAAAAAUUUUGACUUGGGGUGCCUUGGAAAAAUAUUGAAAUAUUAAGGGCGCCUUGAACCUAAAAAGUUUGGGAAACACUGCUCUAUACCUAUCACCCAUGUUUUUGGAUUUGCAUAAAAAAAAUGUCUAGAAUGUGAGAUCAAGUAUCAUUAUUGCGCAAGCCACACUGCUCAGAAGUAGGUAAACCACAGCUCAGUGAGACUGUACCAUGCCCUGAUGAUAGGGACUCUGGUUCUGUGCUCCUUUAACCCAGGAACCAGAUGUCCACAUGACAGUGAAAACCCUGUUUCUGCCAUGCUCUAUUUAAGACAGAAUCUUAUAUGCAGACCCUGAUCCUCUUAGUUGCUUAAAUGUGUUCCCAAUAGAAAGAAAUGUAAGUCUAUAUGUCUCUUACCUUUAAAGGGCCACUAUAGUUACCAGAACCACUACAGCUUAGUGUAUUGGUUCUGGGGCAUAUAACCUGUCCCUACAGGCUCAGCAGUGUAAAUGCUGCCUUUUCUGAUAGGCAGCAGUGUAAACACUGAUGUCUAAGUCCUCCUAUUGUGGCUGUCAUUCAGCCACUAGAGCGACAUCCUGGUUCGGUCCUGCAAUCUCUGCAAGACCGAACCAGGAUGUCGCUCUAGUGGCUUUAAAGGUGUGUCUGCAUGCCCUGUUUGGAAACACUGAAAUCUCACCAUAGGGAUGCAUUGACCCCAUUCCUCUGCUGAGUGGUGCAGUGCUGUGAUUUGCCUCUCAUGAGCUUUAGCCUCCAAAUAGGCAAGCAUUGAAUUGACAGAGAUCAUCAUGAUUGAUUUUAGGAGGGGUUCUCAGUCUCCCCCUACUGUCCAUGAGUGAACAUGCACAAGGAGGUUGAUAACAACAUGAGCAGCCAUUACUUUUACACUAUACAACCAAUAUCCAUGUGUGAUCUCUGUAAGGGGGGGAGCUAUGGCAUGACCACUCUAUAACAAUGCAGCCCCCUUCCUUUUUUUACUUACAGACCCCAUCACACAGCUCAUUUUGAUAACCCCUAUUGCUGUUGGGAAGUGUGGAGGGGGUGUAAAGGAGCACCCAAAGACACAUUAUUACAUUAUAUUAAUACCAAUCCCAUUGCCCAUGGUAGGGGGUAUUGAAAGUAGAUAUGCCCCACGCACAGCAAAUAACACUGUUGUAGGUGAAAUUGCAUUAGAUUGCUACAUUACAUGUGUAAUACACAGUUUAGUCACUAGAUGUCGCAAACGGAUUACAUUUGAUCUUUGAAAAAGGUACACACAAUUAUUAUUAUUACUUAUAUAGCGCCAGCAAAUUCCGUAGCGCUUACAAUGCAACUAUAAAUAGAAUAUAUAUUAUAUAUAUCUUAGCUAAAUACAAUUUUUUUUUUUUUUUGUAUAAAGUAUAAUUUGGUUAUGAUGGCAUUGGGACCAGGCAGUGUCCUCUUCAUGCUUAAGUGGCCAGGAUGUCUGUCUGGUGCUUUUGAUGAGUUUAGCAUGGUGCUUACCUACCUGCCACCAUCCCUUUUGGAAUUUGGGAGGUAAGAGGGAAAUUAAGGCAAGCACCAUGAUUUUUGGUGGUGCCUGAUGCUCACAAUAGACACUUAACUGCUGGGGGGCACGCACCAGUGAUGGGUAGCAGGAGUGACCAGAUUGGAUCAUAAUAAGUAAGAACCUGACUUCACUGUAUAGAAGGGCAGGCCCAGGCAUAAUGAAUCACCUCAAUUCAGUAUACCCAUCAAGCCCAGAGGCUUACUAUUCAAUGGAAGAAUUCCUACCUAGAUAAUGGUACCAGAGUAACUCUGUCAACUAGUUGGCCUGGUGUAGAGUAACUGUAUGCUGGCAUUGUACAUUUUAGGAGUGAAACAUUUUGACAAGUCGUAGUCAGACAGCCAAACAGAGCAAACUAAGCAUUAUCAGAAAAUUGAUGAUUUUUUUGAAAAUGUUGCUAAACGUAUGCAUCCGCUUAGUUUGCUAUCUUCACAGCUUCCUCAGCAGUCACCAGAGACCCAUCAUUACAAGAGUAGGGGAAGAGUUGGGAUAACUACGGUUAUCCUUAAAGAGAAGAGCCAAUAAAACACUUAAAAAAAAUAAAAAAAAUAAUAAUUUUAAGUCCGACAAGGCUUCCACCAGGUUCGGAUAAAAUGUCUUUUGUAGUUGAUACCUCUGCUAACAGACUCACAGUAUCUACAUCACAUACUAAUCCUGCUGUACCACACUGGCCAAAAAAUGCACAGUCUGUGUGAUUUUAAAUUAAUUUAGAUUGUAAAGAGAGUGUAUGUACAUCAAUUAAACUUAAUGUUUUCUAUUUCAGGAUCCAAUAAGGUUUGAUGAUGUGGCUGUUUAUUUCAGUGAAGAUGAGUGGGAUACCUUGGAAGAGGCACAAAAGGGUCUUUACAGAGAUGUCAUGAUGGAAAAUUAUCAAACUCUUAACUCAGUGGGUAAGGAGCACUUUAACUGAAAUAUGAAUAUUAAUAUAGAGAUUACUGGACAACCAUGUAUCUUCCAGACAUUACAAAGUUGUUUUUUUGGACCUUGUAAGUCUAUUUUAUGUCUCUAUGGACCUUUUGUGUAAAUUGUAUUUAAUCUGCUCCAGACAUGAUUUCAUUCAGAACUCUGAUGACCUCAGAUUAAAAAAAACUGUUACAUUACAUUGCUUUGUUCUGCCUUAAAAGGGAGACGUCAUUUCUCAUAAUUUUUAAUAAGCAUUUGUUAUUAAAAUUAAAUGUAGAAAUCCGCACCUGGAAGCCAACACAGUGAAUGACAAAAGGAGAAAUUAAACAUUUAUAUUUCUCCUCUUUAUUGGCAAUCUUUGAUUUUAGCUUUGCCUUGUCUGAACUGGAUGAUUAUUAUUAUUAUUAUUAUUAUUAUUAUUAUUAUUGUUAAAACUUUAAAUACGCAGUUCAGGCACCAUAACCACUACAGCCAUGUGAAGUGGUUAUGGUGCCAGAAGUGUUCUGGGUUCCUCCAAGAUAAAAACAAACAAAGAAAAAAACUGGAGCAUCUCAUGAAAAGAAGGUUAACACAAGUGUUUUUUUUUUUAAGGUUUUAUUUAGUAGUGUCAAAUUCAGAAAUAUGACAUUUCCCUUUUAAAGUCUUUAACAAAAGGGGGAUUACAUAAUAGUUUUUUUUGUUAGCUUGGUGUGUAAAAUCUGCACUUAGUCACUCACUUUUCAGGAAUUAUCACAAUGCUCAUUAUUGUAUCUAUAAAUCUCCAGAUAAUUAAAAAUUUUCAGUGUGUGCGAUGUUUCCUUAAGACCUGGCUAGUAAUGUAAUACUUGAACUUUUGAGCCCUAAUUAUGACACACACAUGCGUAGAGUUCAUGAAUAUUAAAACACUUCUUUGUUUGACAGGCUGUGCAUGUGUAAAGCCAAAAAUUAUAUUGAAGAUUGAGCAAGGCAAGGACUCUUAUAUGAGCCAAUCAAAUUCUUCACCAAGUAAGUUUAUUCAUGUCUUAUGUGUACCUUUUGUAUUUUGGUAUUGCUAAAACAUUUAGAGGCCUAAUGAUGUGCACUCAUCUGCAAACUCCAUUUUAAACGCAAGUAUCCGAAAAUGAGCUAACAUUUUAAAAUAGCUGUCAGCGCUGAGGUACAGAUUUUAUUGAUAAUUACAUUAAAGGGAAAAUAUAGUGCCAAGAAAGCAAACUUGUUUUCCUGGCACUGUAGCUUACCCAUCUGUCAAGGCCCCCCUCCCCUGUGGUUCGGAAGGGGAUUCCCAUGGGUGGGGAUUCCGGUGACGCUGGAAGUCCUUAUACAUAGCGUGAGGAUGUCUAGCGUCAUUUAGGUGACCAAAAGUUGCCUUUGAGCCCGGAAGUCCCUCCAGUGGCUGUCUGGUAGAUGGCCACUAGAGGAGGAGUUAACCCUAGCAGGUAAUUAUUGCAGUUUAUAAAAACUGCAAUAAUUACAUGCUCAGGGUAAAGGGUGAUGGGACAUUACACCCAGACCACUUUAAUGAGCUGAAGUAACCUGGGUGCUGAUAGUGUCCCUUUAAUAUCACAUUGGUAAAUGUAAGUGAAUUAAAGAGCAUUAUCCCUUGCUCAGGCAGAAUAUUGGCCUCCCCCUGCUGUCCAUGAGUGGACAUGCAUAAGGGGGUGAACAACAACAUGAGCAGCCAAUACUUUUAUACUUGCCAAACAAUGUCCAUGUGUGAUCUCUAUAAGGGGGUAACAAUGGCAUGGCCCCAUCUGUUUUACUUACAGAUCCCACCCCACGGCUCAUUUUCUUAACCCCUAUAUAGAUAUUGGGCAGUGGUGACAGGGUGUAAGGGAGCACCCCAAGACUCAUGUAAGGUCCCUUCUUAUUCCCGUUAUAUUAAUACCCCACCCCACUGCCCAGGGGUGGGGUAUUAAUGAAUGAAAGUAGAUUUGCUGCACAAACAGCAAAUAACCCUGUUGGAGGUGAAAUUGCCUUAGAUUGCUACAUUACAUGUGCAAUACACUGGGUAGAUAUAUGCAAAUUAGCUCAACAAAGAACCACCUUUUUGCCUCAUAAUUCCACUUUAUACAUGGAUUCCUUGGAGUAUGUGGAUGUAGUUAAUUCAGUACUCCAAGGAAUUCAUGUAUAAAGUGGAAUUAGGGAGCACAAAUGUGGUUCUUUGUUUAGCUCAUUUGCAUACGCCUACCCAGAAUCCCUUGCAGUAGUGAGAGCACAGUUAAAGUCAGAUCUCUCCUCCUCUCCCCCUCUUCCCCCUCUCAUAGACAACAAAACCACUUCAGCUUACUCAAGUGCGUAUGGUGCAAAGAUCCUUUCUCGUGAUUCCACUUUCCAUACCUGUCAUUCUCAUAACCACAAUGUAAUUACCAUUCUGAGGUAUAUCAUUUCUGUCCAAAAUUUACAUUUGAUAUCAACAUGCACAUUGUGCAAGUGCUGAAUGCAGUCUUUUGUAAUUAAAGGCAUUUAGUGGGGAAUGCCACUACAACAACCAAGGUUUAUGUGCAAGCAGAGAUCAAUUCAUUAGAACUUUGUUAAUGAGAUUUGAUGUAAUUUGUUCAAUUAUAUUAAAUAAACAUUAAAUUUAGACUUUCUGGGGCUGGCAAUGUUACUUGGAAUCCAUAAUGUCAAAUUAGCUUCCCCUUGUAAAUGAACAAGUAUUGUGAAUGUUAAAUGCAUUAUAAAUUCUAAUUCGUGGGCAUUCACACCUAAUGCAACUAGUUACUAUGAAUAGAAUUCUGAGGAAGAAAUUUCUUUCCAUUUAAUCACUAUUAUUUUUGUUUUAGUAUAUCCUCAAUUUACUACUUAAAGGGAUACUAUAGGCCCCAAAACAAUGUUUAGCUUAAUGAUACAGUUUUGGUAUAUAGAUCAUGCCCCUGCAGUCUCCCUGCUCAAUUCUCUGCCAUUUAGGAGUUAAAUUGCUUUGUUUUUACAGCCAGAUCACACCGCCCCUGGCUGUGUUUAUCUAGCACAAUCUUCCAAAACACUUACUGUAAAGAGAUCUAAUAAGAGAUCUAAAGUUUCUUUAUUGCACAUGCUGUUUAAUUUAGAAUAUCUUAAUGCUCUUUUACUUGCCCUCUAGAUCCUGCAGACGCCUCCUGUGUGUGAUUAAAAUUCAAUUUACAGAGCAGGAAAUAAAAGCUUCUGAAGCAAGUGAUCUGAUUGAAAAUGAAACCAUUUUUUUUUUAAUGCAGGCUGUGUGAGUCACAUUAAGAGCUGUAUUGCUAGGGCUGCAUAAACAGAAAUAAGUGAUUUAACUCCUAAGUGGCAUAUGAUUAAGCAGUAAAACUGCAGUGAUCCAUGCAAUAAAACUGCUUCAUCAAGCUAAAGUUGUUUUAGUGCCUAUAGUAUCUAUUCACUUAUGCCUGUAUAGAAAUAACAAAUUGGUUUGUUUUCAGGAAUCAGCUUGUGUAUUGUAACAAUACAGUACAUGUUUGGUUUUGAAUCCGAUGAUGUUUACAAUGCUUGUAUUAAAGUGACUUUGACUUUUUAUUCAUCAGAUUCAUAUUUUCUUUACUUUACAGCAGAAUAUGUUUCUAUGCUGAGGAGCAUGAGAAAAGAAUCCUCUGCAGUCCCUGUCUCCCCAUCUUUAGUUUUAGAAGAUUUUGGGAUGCCUCAACAUGUUCUGAAAGAGGAACAGAGCAAAGCGAAGGUUACAAAUGAUAAACCGUCCGUGAACCCAAUAAAUGAACAAAGUUUGUGUGAUGUUAAAAUAAGUACUAGAAGGUUACGUGAAAGAAAGUGUUUUAUUAUACCGAAAGAUGCAUCUGAUGAUGAAAGUCCAGAAAGUGACGAUUAUGAAAGUCCUGUUGAAUUAGUUGUAAAAAGAAAGGCUAUUUUGAAAAAGAGAAAAAAGCAUUAUGUGUGUGAUCAAUGUGGAAAAAGUUUUGGCCGUAACUCAGUGCUUCGAAGACAUCAAAGAGCACACUCAGGAGUGAAACCCCAUUUAUGUACAGAGUGUGGGAAACACUUUGUUCAAAAAUCUCAGCUAAUUGAACACCAACGAACUCACACAGGUGAGAGACCCUAUGUCUGCUCUGACUGUAAUAGAACAUUUAGUUUGAGCUCACAUCUUGUUCAGCAUCGUAGAAUUCAUACAGGGGAGAGGCCAUAUAUAUGCCCUGAGUGUGGAAAAAGUUUCAUCCGUGGCUCUGACCUAGUUCAACACAAGAGAAUUCACACAGGAGAAAGAUUGUACCCUUGUACAGAAUGUGAGAAAAGAUUUACUCACAAGUCAGCCCUUCGUCAACAUCGAAGAAUACAUUCAGGAGAAAGGCCAUAUAGCUGUGAUAAGUGUGAGAAAAGCUUCAAUCAUAGCUCACAUUUGGUGAGGCACAUACGAACUCACACUGGAGAGAAACCAUACACCUGCACAGAAUGUGGAAAGCGCUUCACAGACAGCUCUCAUUUGAUUAACCAUCAGCGAACACACACAGGGGAGAAACCUUAUACCUGCAAUGAGUGCGGUAAAAGCUUCACUUACAAUGCAGGACUCAUACUGCAUAGAAGGACCCACACUGGAGAGAGACCAUAUGUUUGCAACAAGUGCGGGAAAAGCUUUAAAGGCAGCACACACCUACUGAGGCACAUGAGGAUUCACACAGGAGAAAGGCCAUAUGCAUGUACUGAUUGUGGAAAAACCUUCACAGACAGCUCUCAUCUGGUGAGCCAUCGGAGAAAACACACUGGAGAAAAGCCUUACACUUGCCUAACCUGUGAUAAACGUUUUGCAAUGAAGGCACAUCUCAAUCAGCAUCAGAUUAUACAUACCGGCAAACGACCAUACGAAUGCACAGAGUGUGGGAAAAACUUUACUUGGUAUACUGCUCUUUCCCAGCAUCAGAGAACUCAUCUUGGAGAAAAACCAUACGAGUGUAUUGAAUGUGGAAAAAGCUUUUCUCAGAAAUCAACACUUACUGUACAUAAGAAAAUCCACAGGGAGCAGUUGGCUUAUGUGUGAAGUGUAUAAUGUUUCUAUUUAGUUUACUCUACUGUACAUUAUUUAAUAUGCACUUUGUAUAUUAUACAUGCUAAGGCACAGCAUAUUUAUAUUGGCUACUUUUUCAAACGUUGUUCCUGUGUAGAAAGACUUUACCAUAUUUAGAAACCUAUAUGAAAACUUCUCCAAAUCUUAAAUGCAUGUACCAUACUUAAAAAUAAAUAGGACGUAGUGGGAGAUUAAUCGCAUAAUGGUAAAUUCAUUGUCUUGUUAUAAUGAAAAGUAUAUGUAUAUUCAGUCUAGUUCUGUCACUGUGAGAAGUAACUUGUGAAAGUCACACAUAGUUGUGUAGGAGACAGCAGAUCUUUCUGGCUCCAAAGAGGAUAAUGCCAACACAUUAUGACCUAUAUAACACAUUAACAUGCACUUAUUUAAAACAUUCAAACAAGAAGAUGAGAUACAAAAAUGUUCUAUUCACUUAAGAAGUAGCUGAGCUAUCCUAUUUUAUAAUCUGUAUAGCAUAACACUGAGCUGUACUUUAGCAGCAAUGAUUCUGAUCAUCCUGUUGGCCACCCCUGAUUUAUUCAAUAUUUUAUUAGACUGAACAGGUAAUGUAUAAUCAUCCAGUGAAGACACUGUGCAACACUUAUCAAUUACGCUAAGUUAUUGGAACAAAUGCUGUCUUACCUACACAACCUAUUUAAAUUGAUGUCCUGCUGGAACUGCCUCUGAAUAGCCUACCAACUGAUUUAUAAUACAGUAAUAUCACAGACUGGAGCUCUUAUAACUAUAGAACUUGCAUGAAAAUGCUUUUUACCUAAUAUAUACAUUUGUUGACUACCUUGUACCCAUAUUCAGAUUUAGUUAGCUUCGGAAGUCAAAUGUGAAGUACCCCAUAUUAUUAUUUUCGUAGAAGUUCUACUUUAGCUACAGGCCCCUUAUGUUUGUUUCUGAAUGAUAUUCACAUUCCCCUCUUCACUGUUAAAGCAUUUCAUAACAAUGUUAUUUCCUGAAGGAGGACUUAAAGCGGAUCUGUCUGUUUCAGGGGGUAUUUGCAUAUUUCGCAAAGACCCCCAAAACAGACAGAUCCAGUGUGGGUUUAGUGGCUAUGGGAAAGUGGAUUUUACUUACUUCAGGCUGUCCCUUGUGGCCACCGCCAUCCUUUUGCUGGAGGUCCUCUUUGGCUCCUGGCACUUCAGGUGCUAGGAGCCACGAGAGUACAACACUGAGGUCUAUGGAGGAGACAGCGAGAUCCUGCAUAGACAGAGCCUGAAUCCCACAGCCCUCAUUUGUGACAGCUUCUGGAAUUGGACAAGAGUUGACCGUCAAGCUCUGACUUUUUUCAACUUUUGUUAACCUGAUGCUUGUUCAUAUAACAAAGCAGUCCCUACUUUGUCUUAUGGUAUUUUUGGAUUGCAUUGGAAUUUCAGUGAAAUUUCAACACAGUCUUGAUCAGUAUUUCAUAAAGAAUAUAUUUUAAUGAAAUACUGAAAAGUGACAGAUCAGUUUUAAGCUGUAAAUUAAUUAUCCUCAAAUGCAGAUAUAUUUUUUCCAUAAGGAUGCCAUCAGUAAUAACAAGUGGGUUUUGAAAGGGUUUCUCAGGAAGGACCGGUUGAUCCUAAACUAUUAAAAUUAUUAGUAAUAAGAUACCCCAUCCCUACCUCGGUCUCUGGCUACUGUAAAACAGUACCGAGCCCCAAACUCUUCCCUCUUAGGAACAGGAUAAGCAGAGCAUUCACUUUAUUUUCAUACAGUAGUGUUGGAAGUGCUGGGUUGCAUUCGAGAGUUCUGCUGCAGGCAGACCGCCUCGGUUCUCUGGGAUUGCCCACCAUGCAGACAUAGUUUCUGCUGCUUCCUUCCGCCUAGCCGAACCGGGUUUUGAAAUGGUUUAAGCACGUGUGAGGAUGUGCGCUAGGCAUAGUGGUGGAACACACCCACAGGUUGCUUUUUCUGGCGAUCAAGGAGUGCGACUGUGGUUGCGCAAAUUGAUUGAGCGCCAAGAUGUAGUAUAUAAAUUAUACCCACUGAUUUGUUUUAUCUCCUUACAUCCCACUUGUUACUACUGCUGCUAUCUGUAUGGAAAAGGAAAUUUACACGCUGUACAUUUCCUUUUCCAUAGGAUUAGCUGCAGUAUAGAUUCCCUUCCUUAUAAUAAAUCUUGUACUUUUGCAAAUAAUGGGUCGUGUUACUAUUCUGGGGAGUUUGGAGUCUGGUACGGUCUUAUGGUAUCUGGAGGUAGAGAUGGUGGUGGAGUAUAUUAUUACCAAAUAUUCUAGGUUCUGCUUGGCCUUCCUGUAGAACAGUUGUAAAACCCACUUGUUACUACUGCAGCUAUUCCUAUGGAAAAGUACAUUUGCAGUGAGUAAAAUACUGUUUUUUGAUUAGUUUUUUCUUCUUUAAGCAUGCACUUUUAAUCGCAUAUUGGUAGCAUUUUUAUGGAUUGACAUUGUGGUUUUACUUGGCUUAUUAAUAUUUUUAUAUUAAUAAACAUUAAUGUUUUACUCAGUAUUGGAAGUCAUACCUGAUGGCAGUUUUUUUGCUCUUAUUGUCACUCAUAGGGAGCGUGGAAAUGAUUUGAUUAGUUUGGUUAAAAAUACAUUGUCUGAAGAAAUAAAAAAAAAAAAAGUACCGUUAGUUUUCUCGUGGUUUUUAUUUUGACAUAAUAAAUCCCUUUUUCAAGUCCUAUUUUAUGUUUUGAUUUUGUUCUGUGUUUGUUUAAGAUAUGUCCACUCAAAGCCUAACCAGAGUGGGGGUAAACUUACAG